Molecule: messenger RNA, 3534 nt
Organism: Cricetulus griseus (Chinese hamster)
Lineage: Eukaryota; Metazoa; Chordata; Mammalia; Rodentia; Cricetidae
Source: RefSeq, a predicted model, not a curated record
AGAGCUGUCGGCCAUGGAGCCGAGCGAUAGUGCCAGGACCGCUAUGGAGGAGCCCGACAGCCUGGAGGUCCUGGUGAAGACCCUGGACUCUCAGACUCGGACGUUCAUUGUGGGGGCCCAGAUGAAUGUAAAGGAGUUUAAGGAGCAUAUUGCUGCCUCUGUCAGCAUCCCUUCUGAGAAACAACGGCUCAUCUACCAGGGCCGGGUUCUGCAAGAUGAUAAGAAGCUCCAGGAAUACAAUGUUGGGGGAAAGGUUAUCCACCUGGUGGAACGGGCCCCUCCUCAGACACAACUCCCAUCUGGAGCGUCUUCUGGGACAGGGUCUGCCUCAGCUCCUCAUGGUGGGGCAACCCUGCCUGGCACUCGGGGGCCUGGGGCCUCUGUUCAUGACCGGAAUGCCAACAGCUAUGUCAUGGUUGGAACCUUCAAUCUUCCUAGUGACGGCUCUGCUGUGGAUGUUCACAUCAACAUGGAACAGGCCCCAAUUCAGAGUGAGCCCCGGGUGCGGCUGGUGAUGGCUCAGCAUAUGAUCAGGGAUAUACAGACCUUGCUGUCCCGGAUGGAGUGUCGAGGACCCCAAGCACAGGCCAGUCAGCCACCCCCGCAGACGCCGCCUGUGGCCUCAGAGACAGUGACCUUGAGUUCACAGACAUCAGAACCAGUGGAAAGUGAAGCACCUCCUCGAGAGCCCAUGGAGUCAGAAGAGAUGGGGGAGCGUACCCCAUCCCAGGCUCCAGAGCUUACCGCUGCUGGCCCAGCUCCAGCGGGCCCAACACCUGCGCCAGAGACAAACGCACCCAACCACCCUUCCCCUGCGGAGCAUGUGGAGGUGCUCCAGGAGCUGCAGCGCCUACAGCGCCGUCUUCAGCCCUUCCUGCAGCGCUACUGUGAGGUCCUAGGCGCUGCUGCCACUACAGACUACAACAACAACCAUGAGGGCCGUGAGGAGGACCAGAGGUUGAUCAACUUGGUGGGGGAGAGCCUUCGGCUCCUGGGCAACACUUUCGUGGCACUGUCUGAUCUGCGCUGCAAUCUAGCCUGUGCACCCCCCCGGCACCUGCAUGUGGUACGGCCCAUGUCUCACUACACGACCCCCAUGGUGCUCCAGCAGGCAGCCAUCCCUAUUCAGAUCAAUGUGGGGACUACUGUGACCAUGACGGGCAAUGGGGCCAGACCUCCGCCAACUCCCAAUUCGGAGGCAGCAUCCCCAGGCUCUGGUCAGGCCUCUUCCCUGCCUCCAUCUUCUACCACUGUUGAUUCAUCAGCUGAAGGAGCUCCCCCACCGGGGCCAGCUCCACCACCAGCUGCCAGCCAUCCACGGGUCAUCCGGAUUUCCCACCAGAGCGUGGAGCCUGUGGUUAUGAUGCACAUGAACAUUCAAGAUCCUGGAUCACAGCCGGGUGGUGUCCCGAGUGCUCCCACUGGUCCCCUGGGACCUCCAGGUCAUGGACAGACCCUGGGCUCCACCCUCAUCCAGCUGCCCUCCCUGCCCCCUGAGUUCAUGCACGCCGUCGCCCACCAGAUCACUCAUCAGGCCAUGGUGGCAGCAGUUGCCUCCGCGGCCGCAGGACAGCAGGUGCCUGGCUUCCCAACAGCACCAACUCGGGUGGUGAUUGCCCGGCCCACUCCUCCACAGGCUCGGCCUUCCCAUCCUGGGGGUCCUCCAGUCUCUGGGACUCUGCAGGGCUCUGGACUGGGUACAAAUGCUUCACUGGCCCAGAUGGUGAGCGGCCUUGUGGGGCAGCUUCUUAUGCAGCCUGUCCUUGUGGCUCAGGGGACUCCAGGACUGGCUCCUGCUCCGGCUCCGGCUCCAGCUCCGGCUCCGGCUCCGGCUCCAGCUCCGGCUCCAGCCACGGCUCCGGCUGCAGCUACAGCCACAGCUCCAGCUCCUGCUCCAGCUCCAGCUCCUGCCACUGCUUCAGCUAGUGCUGGCACUACAAACACAGCUACAACAGCUGGCCCUGCUCCUGGGGGUCCUGCACAGCCCCCACCUCCUCAGCCCUCUGCCGCUGACCUUCAGUUCUCUCAGCUCCUGGGGAACCUGCUGGGGCCUGCAGGGCCCGGGGCUGCUGGGCCUGGCAUGGCUUCUCCCACCAUCACUGUUGCAAUGCCUGGUGUUCCUGCUUUUCUCCAGGGCAUGACCGAUUUCUUGCAGGCAUCACAGACUGCCCCUCCACCCCCUCCACCUCCUCCACCCCCACCCCCUGCCCCAGAGCGCAGUGAGAGCAUUGCUGCCUUCAUCCAACGCCUCAGUGGAUCCAGCAACAUCUUUGAGCCUGGGGCUGAUGGGGCUCUUGGAUUCUUUGGAGCUCUGCUCUCUCUUCUGUGCCAGAAUUUCUCCAUGGUGGAUGUGGUGAUGCUUCUCCACGGGCACUUCCAGCCACUGCAGCGGCUCCAGCCACAGCUGCGAUCUUUCUUCCACCAGCACUACCUGGGUGGUCAGGAGCCCACACCUGGCAACAUCCGGAUGGCAACCCAUACAUUGAUCACUGGGCUGGAAGAAUAUGUACGGGAGAGUUUUUCUUUGGUGCAGGUUCAGCCGGGUGUGGACAUCAUCCGGACAAAUUUAGAAUUCCUCCAAGAGCAGUUUAACAGCAUUGCUGCGCAUGUGCUACACUGCACAGACAGUGGAUUUGGAGCCCGCUUGCUGGAGCUGUGUAACCAGGGCCUGUUUGAGUGCUUGGCCCUGAACCUACACUGCUUGGGGGGACAGCAGAUGGAGCUUGCUGCUGUCAUCAACGGCCGAAUUCGUCGCAUGUCUCGUGGAGUGAACCCAUCCUUGGUGAGCUGGCUGACGACUAUGAUGGGACUGAGGCUUCAGGUGGUCUUGGAACACAUGCCUGUGGGCCCUGAUGCCAUCCUCAGAUACGUUCGCAGGGUUGGUGAUCCCCCCCAGACACUUCCUGAAGAGCCAAUGGAAGUUCAAGGAGCAGAAAGAACUUCCCCUGAACCUCAGCGGGAGAAUGCUUCCCCAGCCCCUGGAACAACAGCAGAAGAAGCCAUGUCCCGAGGUCCACCCCCUGCUCCCGAAGGUGGUUCCCGAGAUGAACAGGAUGGAGCUUCAGCCGAUGCAGAACCUUGGGCAGCUGCGGUCCCCCCAGAAUGGGUCCCUAUUAUCCAGCAGGACAUUCAGAGCCAGCGAAAGGUGAAACCUCAGCCGCCCCUGAGCGACGCCUACCUCAGCGGUAUGCCUGCCAAGAGACGCAAGACAAUGCAGGGUGAGGGCCCCCAGCUGCUACUCUCAGAGGCAGUGAGCCGGGCAGCUAAGGCAGCCGGAGCUCGGCCCCUGACAAGCCCCGAGAGCCUGAGCCGGGACCUGGAGGCACCAGAGGUUCAGGAGAGCUACAGGCAGCAGCUCCGGUCUGAUAUCCAAAAGCGACUGCAGGAAGACCCCAACUACAGCCCCCAGCGCUUCCCCAAUGCCCACCGGGCAUUUGCUGAUGACCCCUAGCUUUCUCACGGGGGGACCAUUCCCCCUUCCUUCACAGUAUUUAAGAAAUAAAAGUCGGAUUUUCCUGGCUUCUUUGUCUGGUA